AUGCAAAUAACUCCUAAACUAAAAACCUUCAUUUGGGAGCAUGGUAAGCUGCUUGCUAAUGUUCAAAGGCAGAUACGGAAUCUGACUACUCAUUGUCCUAUUUGUCCUGCUGAACCUGAAACUCUAGAGCAUUUACUCAUAAGCGCAGCAAGACUCAUAGAGCUUCUUGGAAGGAGUGGUUACGUCUCCUGUCUCAUGGUUACGUCCCGUCUGAUUGAGGUGAAUGAGAUAGCUGUACGGGUUGUCAUGCUGCUGGCUUUCUUGUUCCAUCAACGUCUCCUCCAGCUGAAAUGGUACACACAGUUGCAUGAUCGCAACCUCAAGGCUUCCUGGGUUGCUGAGAAGAAGGUGUUCCUUGCUUGUUCGCCAUUAUACAUAGCCGGGGGCUUCGUUGCUCUGUUCAUGAACGUCAAGCAGAACCAACUUCACAUUGUAAAGCAUUUUCUUAGGGGCUGUUUAAGAUCCUAUGCCGGUCUAGUUCUUGAUUGCUUUGUUUUCCCUCAAGUCCUCCUCAACAUUUUUCUCAACUCAAAGGAAAGUGCUCUUUCUUGGUAA
Molecule: messenger RNA, 555 nt
Organism: Prunus armeniaca (apricot)
Lineage: Eukaryota; Viridiplantae; Streptophyta; Magnoliopsida; Rosales; Rosaceae
Source: the annotation of a GenBank genome assembly